AUGAAUUGCCGGUUGUUUUUAGUUGGCAUGGUGCUCGUUGCUUGUGUAAUGAGUACCGGAACAAUGCAAGUUUCAGCUCGCCGUCUCCUAGAAGCUUCCGUGCCGGAGCAUCCAAAGGAGGAAGUGCCUGAGCUUCCUAAGCCCACAGUGCCUGAACUCCCAAAGGUGCCCGAGUUGCCUAAGCCCACAUUGCCUGAGCUUCCAAAGCCCACCUUGCCAGAGCUCCCUAAGCCCACUGUGCACGAGGAGCCUAAGCCCAUUGUGCCUGAAAUACCAAAGCCCAAAAAGUCUGAGAUGCCCAAGCCCAUUGAACAUGAAUUGCCCAAGCCUACAUUGCCAGAGAUGCCCAAACCUGUUGUACCUGAAAUGCCUAAACCCACAUUGCCUGAAAUGCCAAAACCUACCUUGCCAGAGCUCCCUAAACCCACUGAACACGACGUUCCCAAGCCAACACUACCCGAACAACCAAAGCACAAAUCGGUUGAAGUGCCCAAGCCUACUGAACAUGAAGCUCCCAAGCCCAUCGAACAUGAAGUUCCUAAGCCCACCGAACAUGAAGUGCCCGAGAUACCCAAGCCAACUAUCCCUGAACUACCCAAGCCUGUUGUGCCUGAGUUGCCAAAACCCAAGAUGCCUGAAAUGCCCAAACUCACAAUGCCCGAGAUACCCAAGCUGACUAUCCCUGAAAUGCCCAAGCCGACAUUACCCGAGAUCCCUAAGCCUGCCAUCCCUGGCAAACCUUGA
Chenopodium quinoa (quinoa) is the source of this 744-nucleotide messenger RNA. RefSeq names its product proteoglycan 4-like. Lineage: Eukaryota; Viridiplantae; Streptophyta; Magnoliopsida; Caryophyllales; Amaranthaceae. The record is from RefSeq and is a predicted model, not a curated record. The transcript has a single exon. The coding region runs from base 1 to 744 and encodes 247 amino acids.